UUCUUCCUUUUUUUUCUAAUUAAAAUCAACCGUCCACCACGUUUUUGGACCAAACAUUCACAUUUUGUGUGGUUUUUGUGUUCUUAAUCCUCCAAUUUUCUUGUUGUUUAUACUGUAUCCUAUCAACCCCACGUACACAAACUAAAGCACUGUAAGAUUUUAAUUUCUUGCCAUUUUAAUACCAUUGAUCAGCUCUGAAUAGCUAAAUAAACUGCAGAUUGAUUAAUACAGAGAGGGAUUAAUCAAUAAAAACAAAGUGAAAAGUGUAAGAAAAUGGCUUUACAGUUGAAUGCUACUGCAUCUUGUUUUUACAAUUACUAUGGUACAAGUAACAAUAACCAAAAGAUGAACAUGAACCAAGGAAGAAAUGUUAUAAGGGCAGUUACAUCUGUUGAGGAUAAUACUUCUACUUCUACUUCUACUGCUACAUCAUCUGUUGAGAAGAUAAAGUUGGGAGGUUCUGAUUUGGAUGUCACUAAAUUGGGUAUUGGUGCUUGGUCUUGGGGUGAUACCAGCUACUGGAACAACUUUGAAUGGGAUGACAGGAAGAUGAAAGCAGCCAAGGCAGCAUUUGACACUAGUCUUGAUUAUGGAAUCAAUUUCAUAGACACUGCUGAGGUCUAUGGCUCCAGGUUUUCGUUUGGAGCAAUCAAUUCUGAGACUCUUCUUGGAAGAUUUAUUGAGGAACGGAAAAAGAAGGAUCCAGAGGUGGACGUUGCAGUUGCAACCAAGUUCGCUGCACUGCCAUGGAGAUUAGGACGUGAAAGUGUUGUUGCUGCUCUCAAGGAUUCUCUGUCUCGCCUUGGUCUCUCUUCUGUUGAGCUUUAUCAACUACACUGGCCAGGAAUUUGGGGAAAUGAAGGGUAUAUUGAUGGUCUUGGUGAUGCUGUUGAGAAGGGCCUCGUGAAGGCAGUGGGGGUUUCUAAUUAUAGUGCGAAGCGGCUACGUGAUGCGUAUCAGCAGCUAAAGAAAAGAGGCAUUCCUCUGGCUUCAAACCAAGUCAACUACAGCCUUAUAUAUAGGCUCCCUGAGGAGAAUGGUGUCAAGGCUACCUGCGAUGAGCUUGGGGUCACUUUGAUUGCUUAUUCACCAAUUGCUCAAGGUGCUUUAACCGGAAAGUACACCCCAGAAAAUCCACCUUCAGGUCCACGAGGUCGCAUAUAUACUCCAGAAUAUCUCACCAAGCUUCAACCGCUAGUAAACAGGAUUAAGGAGAUAGGACAGAAUUAUGACAAGACUAACACCCAGGUGGUUCUGAACUGGCUGAUAGCACAACAAAAUGUGGUUCCUAUACCUGGUGCUAAAAAUGGGGAACAGGCUGCAGAGUUCGCGGGUGCACUUGGGUGGCAACUCAGUGACGAAGAAAUUGCAGAGCUGCGUUCUCUAGCAAAAGAAAUAAAGCCCAUUAUUGGCUUUCCGGUUGAAAAACUGUAGAAAUGUCAGCUGGUAUUUUCAACAUCAAAUUGUUUUUGUCGCUGUAAAAUCGACAUCGUCAACAACAAUCAUAUACAGCACUCAUUUAGCGUUGGUAAUAUACGUCUAUACUCAAAAUACCCAUUAUAUUUGUAAAUAAAUUUGAGUCAUGUAAUAUCAAAUUUUGCAGUACAUAUUUUAGAUGUUAUGGGACGAAACAAAACUUUAAUAGAAUGAAAACCAUCCAAGAAUAUAUCAGGUUAAGUA
This is a messenger RNA of Amaranthus tricolor (Joseph's coat), 1680 nucleotides long. RefSeq lists its product as uncharacterized. The record is from RefSeq and is a predicted model, not a curated record. The transcript has 10 exons. NCBI's taxonomy places the organism in Eukaryota, Viridiplantae, Streptophyta, Magnoliopsida, Caryophyllales, Amaranthaceae. The coding region runs from base 274 to 1434 and encodes 386 amino acids. Gene Ontology annotation, cellular component: cytoplasm.